AUGGAAGCAAAACUCAACAAUGAGGAACAGAAAAAAAGAAACAAAAAUAAAAUCCUGCUGUGCGGCCUGGUCUCAGGCAUUGUUACCAAAACGUUAUUUGCCCCUAUCGACCGGAUAAAGCUUUUUUACCAGAUCCAGCCAAUGUUUCACCACUACUCCAAGGAGAGAGACAAAGGUGAUUCAAAGGGCAAGAGGAAAAAACGCAUCACGAGUAGGAGCUUGCUCCUAAGCCGUGUAGACCAAUCGACAAGCAUACAAACUGGAACGAUAGAAUCACCCCCAACACGAAAAAGAUAUGCGCACAACGAAAAUGUGUACUUCCCUAAAUUAAAAAGUACAAUAAAUCAAAUAAUUCAUAAUUGUAAAAAAAAAAAAAAAAAAAAAAAAAUUAUGAACACUAGCGUAAAAUACGCUCAACUGUGCAGGCACUAUGAUCACGCAAAGUAUUCUUCCCCUCACCAAGUUUUUAAAAAGAUUUUACACACAAAUAAAAAUAGGACAAACAUAAGUAACGUAAGUAAUAAUUACCCCCUUUUAAAUAUCAACACUAAUGUGAAACAAGCCUUGAGAAGUAAAAGCAUCUACUUCAGUAGGACAACACUCAGUGUCAGUGCUAGUCAGCCAGUCAAAUAUCAAAGCAUUAUUCAAAGCUUCCUAUUCAUAAUAAAGGAAGAAGGCAUAUUAGGCCUGUGGAAGGGUAACCUAAUCAACACCAUUCGAGGUGGAAUUGUCUACUCAGCAAAAUUUGGAACAAACGAUUUGAUAAAAGAAAAAUAUAAAAAAAAAAAAAAAGAUGACAGUGUUGCAGUGGAGGUUUUCCCGAAAGGGUCACCCACCAAAAAUCAUUCACUGAACAAUAACCAAUUGAUGCAAAAAAACUUUAAUUAUUACGAAAGUGUGAUAGCGGGCUAUACCUCAGGUAUAAUACAAAAGACGCUGUCAUACCCUUUAGAUUUACUAAGUAUAAGAGUAGCCCUAGGAAUAAAUGAAAAAUAUUUGCGGAAUAACAGCUCCAUGUUUAAUGAGAAAAAAUCCAUCCUUGGCAUAAUUCGUGAAAUUAAUACUAAUGAAGGAUUUGCAGGUUUUUUCAAAGGAUAUUUACCAACCCUAUUAACAGGCGUACCUUAUGUAACAUUGCAAAUGUUAUUUUUUGAUUUUUAUAAAAAUAUUUUUCAAAAUUAUUUUCCACACAAAUCAAAUUCGCUAAGUUCUGUGGCCAUCUACUCAUCCAUUGCCGGAUCGCUCAGUAACCUCUCCUCGUUAAUUAUUGUCUUCCCAGGAGACACCGUUCGAAAGAGAAUGAUGAACAACGGAAUAGACAACAGAAAUUAUAUCUACAAAAAUACCAUUCACUGUAUUAAAAAUAUUUACCACUGCGAAGGGGUCAGAAAUUUCUACUACGGUUUGUUUCCCUCCAUGCUCAAGUCCAUCCCUUCGGGCGCCAUACAGUUCAUGUCCUACGAAAUUUUGAAGCAUAUGAUGUCGCAGGCGUGA
Molecule: messenger RNA, 1494 nt
Organism: Plasmodium coatneyi
Lineage: Eukaryota; Apicomplexa; Aconoidasida; Haemosporida; Plasmodiidae
Exons: 1
Coding region: 1-1494 (497 amino acids)
Biological process (GO): transmembrane transport
Source: RefSeq, a predicted model, not a curated record